AUGGACUGCAUAACUACAGUGCAGUAUACAAUAGCAGUCAAUGGGGGAUUGUAUGGGAAUAUAAAAGGAGAAAGAGGACUUAGGCAAGGGGACCCAAUAUCCCCAUUGCUUUUUGUUAUAUGCAUGGAAUAUUUCACGAGGAUAAUGAAUGUAGUAGCACAGCAGGAGGGAUUUGGGUAUCACACCAAGUGUAAGAGCCUGAAAUUGAACCCUCUCUGUUUUGCAGAUGAUGUACUGCUAUUCAGUAAGGGGGAUUUUCAAUCAGUGCAUCUGUUAUUGAGAGGAUUGAAAACAUUCUCAGAACGCUCAGGCCUAACUACAAAUGCAAGUAAGUCAAAUAUCUUCGGUGUCAAUAUGCCAGUCCAAAGCCAGAAGGAUUUGAUGGAAAUGACAGGAUACCAGAAAGGAAACCUACCAUUCGGAUAUCUUGGAGUGCCUAUAUCAGCUAAGAGAUUAUCUAAAAUGGACUAUGAAAUAUUUAUGGACAAGAUAGCAGCAAGAAUUAAAGGGUGGGGUACAAGGCAUCUAUCCUAUGCAGGGAGGGUGCAGUUAGUCAAUUCAGUACUACUACACCUACAUAGCUACUGGUCAACCAUUUUCCUGCUACCAAAGCAAGUGAUUAAGGGAAUAACAGCUAUGUAUAUGAACUUCAUAUGGGAUGGCGAAGUAGUCACACACAAGCCAUCAUUAGUGGCAUGGGACUUAGUGUGUAGGACUAAACAAGAAGGAGGGCUGGGGAUAACUGACAUCAUAAAGUGGAAUGAAGCUGCAAUAGCUAAAUAUAUAUGGAAUAUUGCUCAAAAAGCUGACAAUCUAUGGGUGAAACGGAUCAAUAGUGUCUACUUAAAGGAGAAGAACUGGUGGCAGUACAAAUGCCCCAAUGAUGCAUGUUGGUAUUGGAAGAAAAUCUGCAUAAUCAGAGAGGUGUUUGCUCCUGGAUUUAAUCAGAACUUAUGGAGAAACGCCAAUGGACAGUACACAAUUAAGGAAGGGUACAUAUGGAGAAUGGGAGAAAGGAAAAACUGGCCAUGGAGAAGAUAUAACAGGGAUUUGGAAGAGAAUGACCAGAUCAAUCAAAGGGAAGAGUUGCAAGGAAGUUGUCAUUGCUAUACUGGCUGCCCUAGUAUACUGGAUAUGGAAGGCUAG
Messenger RNA from Nicotiana attenuata, 1146 nucleotides. RefSeq lists its product as uncharacterized. The transcript has 2 exons. Bases 1 to 1146 code for a protein of 381 amino acids. The record is from RefSeq and is a predicted model, not a curated record. NCBI's taxonomy places the organism in Eukaryota, Viridiplantae, Streptophyta, Magnoliopsida, Solanales, Solanaceae.